Entelurus aequoreus (snake pipefish) is the source of this 2928-nucleotide messenger RNA. It is a transcript of the gene slc35d3, whose product is annotated as solute carrier family 35 member D3. NCBI's taxonomy places the organism in Eukaryota, Metazoa, Chordata, Actinopteri, Syngnathiformes, Syngnathidae. The record is from RefSeq and is a predicted model, not a curated record. Gene Ontology annotation, molecular function: antiporter activity. Bases 1 to 1272 code for a protein of 423 amino acids. The transcript is spliced from 4 exons. Gene Ontology annotation, cellular component: Golgi apparatus.
AUGGACGUGCUCAGGAAGCGCUUGCUGGGCAUCAGCGUGGCCGUCGCGCACGGAGUCUUCUCUGGCACGCUGAACAUCCUGCUGAAGUUCCUGAUCAGCAACUUGCACUUCCGCUUCCUCACGCUCAUCCAGCUGUGUACGUGCAGCACGGCUGCGCUCGGCCUGGAGGUCCUGAGGAGGACCGGAAGGGUCUCCAUCCCCCCCUUCAGCCUGCGCCUCUCCAAGGAGUUUGCUCCGGUGUGCAUCCUGUCCACGCUGCAGUCCACGCUCACCUUGUGGUCUCUGCGGGGUCUCAGUCUUCCAAUGUACGUGGUCUUCAAGCGCUGCCUGCCCCUCUUCACGCUCUCCAUCGGCGUCUGCGUCCUCAAGAACGGGGUGCCCUCCCCGGGCGUUGUGACUGCGGUGCUCAUCACUACUGGGGGCGCUGCGCUGGCUGGAGCAGGAGACCUGAGCGGCGACCCAUUCGGUUAUGUGACAGGUGUUCUGGCGGUCAUCAUCCACGCCUCCUACCUGGUUGUGAUCCAGAAGACCAGCGCAGACAGCGAGCACGGACCGCUAACGGCACAGUAUGCCAUCGCCAUCAUGGCCACUCCCGUGCUGCUGGUGUGCGGCCUCAUUUCCACGGACGUUAUCAACAUGUGGUCGUACGACGGCUGGAGCGACACCCGCGUGGCCACCAUCUUCUUCUUCAGCGUGGUCAUCGGCUGCGCCAUGAACUUCACCACCUACCACUGCACUUACAUCAACUCUGCCGUCACCACCAGCUUUGUGGGCGUGGUCAAGAGCAUCGCCACCAUCACAGUGGGCAUGCUGGCCUUCAAUGACGUAGCGCCCACCGCCUUGUUUGUGGGUGGAGUCGUGGUCAACACGGUGGGCUCCAUCACGUACUGCGUGGUCAAGUUCGUUGAGACCAAGAAGAAGAGCUCCUACGAGGACCUGGAAGGCGACGGAAAGGACGCGUUGCCCCCUGCUGCUGAGCCGCACCAACAGACGCCCGCGCUCCACACUGAGGGACACGAUCCCCACGUCGAGAACCCGGAGGGCGAGGGAGCGCCACUGGACUGGGCGCCGGGGGUCGCCCUGGGAGAUGGAGGAGGGGGCGUCAUGACGGACGAGGAAGUUGUGGAGAUGCAGAGGGAGCACCUUCACAAGGAGAGCGCCACCACCGGGAGGACGGCAAGCAACUACGUCGGCGUGUGGCGCUCUCUCACAAGCCUGCAGUUCUUCAAGAAGAACACCCUCAUUGCCAACAUGGAGCAGCAGAGUCCCUGAGGGCGGGCGGGCCUACGACACACCUCCUGUGAAGUUAGCAUUAGCAGUGCUAACACAUGCGCCUCGUGUUAGCGACACGCUAACCUACAUGUAGCAUGAUGAUAAAUAAUAACCAGGCUGUAACUACCGUAUUUUUCGGAGUGUAAGUCGCUCCGGGGUAUAAGUCGCACCGGCUGAAAAUGCAUAAUAAAGAAGGAAAAAAACAUAUAGAAGUCGCACUGGAGUAUAAGUCGCAUUUUUGGGGGAAAUUUAUUUGAUAAAACCCAACACCAACAAUAGACAUUUGAAAGGCAAUUUAAAAUAAAUAAAGAAUAGUACGUUAUAUGACGCAUAAAUAACCAACUGAGAACGUGCCUGGUAUGUUAACGUAACAUAUUAUGGUAAGAGUCAUCAAAAUAACUAUAACAUAUAGAACAUGCUAUACGUUUACCAAACAAUCUGUCACUCCUAAUCGCUAAAUCCGAUGAAAAUUUAUACGUCUAGUCUCUUACGUGAAUGAGCUAAAUAAUAUUAUUUGAUAUAUUACGGUAAUGUGUUAAUAAUUUCACACAUAAGUCGCUCCUGGGUAUAAGUCGCACCCAAACUAUGAAAAAAACUGUGACAUAUAGUCCGAAAAAUACGGUAAGACAGCCAAAUCAGAAACCCUCGUUAGCAUGCGCUAGCCAUGAAGAUGCUAAUAUCUUUGUACGAUUGAUUGUUUAUAUGUUUGGUGUGGUUCUGUGAUGCUUGUCUUAAAAAGUUAGCUGAGCUCAGCAUCAGCACAUUUUCGCAUGCACAAAGUUCAGCUCAGGAACUUUUAUUUUGACGCUGACAGGAAGUAACAUGACGUUAAAAAGACGUCUGAUCUGGACAGCCCCAUUGCCCCCGAGGCAACAGGCCACCGCAGUCAGUGGCGAAGAACGAAGAAGAUGAGUGUUUGUGGCCGUCCUCGACUAAUGUCAGAAAGCGUGUUAGCAUCUAGCGCGCUAACAGACGUCGACACGUAAAACAUGUUAAAAACAAGUCUUGUUUGCGUGGCCUCCUGCAAGCGGCGCACUGUCCUGGCAUCAGGCGUCACAUCACAAACAAAUGACAACAUAGAAGUCCUCAUAUUGACCACUAUUGAUCCCCCCCCCCCCCCCCUCAUUUAAUGCUGCAAGAAACGCCACAUGUCCCUGAGACACGAGACACGCUUCACUGGGACGCAGUGAGGAGGUGAUAAUGACUAGCAGGAAGUUCUCCUGGAUCACUUCAGGAGAAAGAAAUAAGCGACAGCACGCUUGCGACUCUUUUCACUCGCUUGGACAAAAUGUGACACUUGAUGAUUGGCUAAAAAAAACCCACAUUCAAUGAUUGACAUCUUGACAAAAGCAAAUUAUUUCAAUUAGAAGAAAUAUAACAUCUUAAUAAUAUUAAUGUUGAUAAGAGACCUAUUCUUAGACGUCACCAGCAGCAAUUGCGUGUGUUUGUGUGCGUGUGUGUUUAUAUAUGCGUGUUUAUGUGUGUGUAAAUGUGUGUGUGUGCGUGCGUGUGUGCAGCAUGUUAAAGGAUAAAAUAAAUCCAAAAGUACCAAAAACCCGAAAUGUUCACCUCACUUCUUUAAACUGUGUGUGUGAGUGUGUGUGUGCGCUGACUCAGCUCUUAACUGCUGCAGCGCCUCCACGUGCACCUCACUCA